Messenger RNA from Trifolium pratense (red clover), 3165 nucleotides. RefSeq names its product zinc finger BED domain-containing protein RICESLEEPER 2-like. Bases 200 to 2200 code for a protein of 666 amino acids. Gene Ontology annotation, molecular function: protein dimerization activity; DNA binding. The record is from RefSeq and is a predicted model, not a curated record. The transcript has 5 exons. NCBI's taxonomy places the organism in Eukaryota, Viridiplantae, Streptophyta, Magnoliopsida, Fabales, Fabaceae.
AAAAUAACGCAAUAGUUCAAGUACCCAUUAUGCCAUUUUGCACUUUGGAUAUUUGGAUUUGGAUACCCACUUUCACAAUCGAAGAACCCUAAACCUAAUCCCCUAAUCAGUUCCAAUUCUCUUCGGUUUUUCGCUGCAUUUCCUCCACAAAAUCGAAUUCAUUGUUCAUUCGUGCACACUAUUAAGAAACACUUUCAAUAUGGGUGAUUGUGAUGACAUAUUAGCCUCUGAGACAGCAGAACAUAUGUUUUCUGCCCAUCCACUUGCUGUAUCACCGCCUCUCUCUAAACCACGUAGGAAUCGGUCCGAUGCUUGGAAUCACUUUACAAUAGAUUCAGAUAUAGCAAAGAAAGCUAAAUGCAAUUAUUGUGGCUCCUUGAUUGGGUAUGAUAAAGGAACAAGUGCUAUGCGAGCUCAUUUUACAAGAUGCAAGGAUAAUCCAAUGAAAAAUGUUAACAAGAGACAAAAAUCAGUUUCAGCCUCAACGGAAAAUGUGGAGGAACAUAUUUGUACUUCUCUUUCAACCCCCAUGUUUGACCAAGAGGCAAUCCAAAAUGUAGUGGUGAAGAUGUUCGUAGCUUUGGAUAUUCCUUUUGAACGCGUGGAGCAUGCAGCUUUUCAAAAUUUUAUGAGUGUUGUGCUACCGAGAUUUAAGGUCCCCUCAAGCACUGAACUAGCUCAUGAUGUUUUGAGACUAUGGGGAACAGAAAAAACAAGGUUGAAAAAGUUUCUUUCUCAACACUGUCAAAGAGUUUGUCUCACCAUUGACACGUGGACUUCUUCCGAAAAGUUUUGUUACAUGUGUCUCACAGCCCAUUUCAUUGACAAAGACUGGAAGAUGCACAAGAAGGUUUUAAAUUUUUCUCAGGUCACAAGCCACAAACGAGAGGUUAUGGCUAAGACUGUGGAGCAAUGCUUAAAUGAAUGGGGGCUAAAUUGUGUGCUUAGUUUGACAAUUAACAAUGACUCACUUAAUGAUGUCGAUAUUCUACAUCUGAAAGACAAGCUUGUGUCUCGGAAUAGUUUAGUUCUGAAUGGAGACUUCAUUCAUAUGCGCUGUUGUGCGUAUUUUUUGAAUUUGAUUGUGAAAGAAAGUUUAAAGGAGAUUGAUGACUCAGUUGUGAGAAUUUGUGCUGCCGUGUGGUACAUAAGAUCUUCUAAUUGGAGAUUUACUAGAUUCAAGGCUUGUGCGGAGCAGCAAAACAUUGAAUAUAAAGGUUUCGCUUGUCUAGAUUUUGAAACGAGAUGGGACUCUAUAUAUUUAAUGUUAGAGGAUGCAUUGAAACACCAUAAGACAUUUGAAAAACUUGAGAUGAAAGAUCAUAAAUAUGUUGAUGAGUUAAAAAAGGGAAAAGGUGUCCCUACAAUUGAAGAUUGGGAAAUUGUACGCUCAAUUCUUCCCUUUUUGAAAUUGUUUUAUGAUGCCACUCUACGCAUCUCUAGUUCCUCUUGUGUGACUAGCAAUAUGUAUAUGUUUGAGGUUCUUGGUAUUGGAAUGGCAAUCAAGAAUAUGUGCAAUUCUGGGGAUAUACGUAUAAGUUUAAUGGCCAAAAACAUGAGACAGAAAUAUGAUAAGUUUUGGGGAAAUGCCAAUAGUCUGAACAUGUUGUUGUUGGUUGGCCUCGUAUUAGAUCCGAGACACAAAGUGAAGUUUGUAAAUUGGUGUGCCAGUAAAAACUAUAAUGGUGAGGAGGCAGAUUAUUUGAUAGAUAAAUUGAAGUCUUGUUUGAACUCACUUUUUGAGGAGUAUAAUGGUGGGUUGGAGGUGUCUCACACUAAGUCUAAAGAAGGUGGUUAUAACGAUCCCUAUGGCUUUAAUAAAUUCUACCAAUCAAGUGGGUGCAAAAAAUCUGAAACCGAAUUAAGUAAGUACUUGGAUGAAGCUUUAGAGAGUGGUGGAGAUUUGGACGUCCUAAACUGGUGGAAGCUAAACUCAAGCCGAUUUCCAAUCAUUGCAAACAUUGCAAGAGAUGUGUUGGCUAUACCUGUCUCCACCAUGACCCCUGAAUUUGCCUUGAGUAUUGCUGGAAGGGUGCUUGAUUCGUAUCAAAGUUCUCUACCACCAAUAACAAUGGAAGCUCUUAUUUGCACCCAAGAUUGGCUUAUGGGAGCAGCAUCACCGUUACUAACAAAUGUGGAAAUUGAGAAUCUAGAGAAAAUUGAGCAAGAACUGACUUCUUCACAUGAUGUUGUUGAGUGAUGAAGUACUUUUUAAUUUAGUAUUAGAUAGUAGACGAGGAUGUCCCCUGGCAAGAUUCUGCUCCAGCUUUUUUCUUGUUUGAGUAACACGUAAUUGCAUAUUGCUAUCAACCAAUGUUGUCAAAUAUCGGCCAUGGCUUAUAUCAGUGGCGGAUUUUUGGAAAACCAAUAUGGCCAUUUUGUGAAAGGAUGUUGGCGCCACAGCGCCAUAUGUUGGCCGGUAUGUUGGAUAUUUGGCUCUCCCCCAUGGUCUGCCAUCGAUAACAUGGCUAUCAAUAAUACAUUAUCUCCUGGAUUUUGUAGUGUUUUAAUGAAGGUAGGUGUGUUUGUCUAUGGAUUCAUUUUUAACUGAGUGAAAGCAAUAUGCCAUUUUGUGAGUUGCUGCUUCAUUGAUGCAACAUGUUUCGCUGGCUGCACAUGCAUUCUAUGUAUCUAUAUGGAAAUUCCUUACUCUAGUAUAAGUUUAGUUAGCUAUUAAUUUUGAAAAAAAAUAGCAUAUUACAGCCUGAUAAGUUGAAACUGACUUAUAUAUGUGAUAACAACUUGUAGUUACUUACACUAUUGAUAUUGUGAAUGUGAUGGAAUGGUGCAGCUUCUCAGUGAAUGAAGCAUAUAAAAUGUAGACCUCCACUUAUAACAGGACCGACAUGUUAGAAUUAACAACAUACUGAAAGGGAGAAAAGAAGGAAAAUAUACAGAUAAUGUUGGAGAUGCAAGCAUGGCUGCUGUUCCAUUUUAUGAUGAAGAUUUGUCCAUCCUCAAUGUGAAUAAUGAUCUUAAUGCCAGGGAAGGAAGAUUUGAAACAUUUUGAUUCAAUUCAAGGGUAAAUCUUCCAAUUAGGAGGAGAGACUGAAUUUUCUAACCACACAAUUGUCUCUAGAAAUUAGGAAAAUCUGAUAAUGUAUGCAAAUGAUGAAUAUUUUUGUUUCCAACAUAUUAAAGUAGGGUCUAACUAUUUGCUACCGA